Messenger RNA from Dothidotthia symphoricarpi CBS 119687, 2154 nucleotides. Its product is annotated as Lipoxygenase. Lineage: Eukaryota; Fungi; Ascomycota; Dothideomycetes; Pleosporales; Dothidotthiaceae. Gene Ontology annotation, biological process: lipid oxidation. The record is from RefSeq and is a predicted model, not a curated record. The transcript is spliced from 2 exons. Gene Ontology annotation, molecular function: metal ion binding; oxidoreductase activity, acting on single donors with incorporation of molecular oxygen, incorporation of two atoms of oxygen. The coding region runs from base 1 to 2154 and encodes 717 amino acids.
AUGUCUGUUGCAACUCAACUUCCACCAGGUGCCGUACCCAAGUUGGAUGCCAUCCUCAAUAGUAAAAUCAAGUUUGAUGUGGAGGACGACCCUAUGAGCGUCUGGGACAAGGGCGUGUUUCUCAACGAACUUCUAAGACAAGGAAUCGUGCUUAGUACCGAUGAUGACGGUUCUCUCGAUGGUGGGAUCACUGCCAAAAACGGGCUCAAGAAGGGCACAUACACGGGCACUCAGACGGCACUGACUGCACUUUAUAGUAUAAUCGAGGGAUCUGCUGCAGCUCACUUCCACUCGAAAGGCUUCGAGCCCAUCUUCCCCAUGGAGCGAGAUCUGGAACUGAAGCAAAAGAUAUAUAUGUGGAGCGAUGGAACAGACGGUUAUCCUCCCCAUUUACUGGCACUACCUCCCGAUCAGAAAGAAAAUGCGCCAGGUGUUGGGACUAUCUUCAACCUUGGUGUAAAGGAUUUCCUUGAAACUGUUUCGACCGCGUUCUCUUUUCUCGUUCCAGGCAGCAUCACUCACGACGAGACGCCAUAUGCAGGACCGACUCUAGCCGAUUGCGAAAAGUUCAACCGCGAACACCCAAGUCCAAGGACGGAUAUCAUGGAGGGUAGGAACCUUGGCGACGAAGCUGACUGGUAUUCGGAUGCCCGGUUUGCUCAGCAACAUCUGAGUGGCGUCAACCCCUGCACCAUCAAAACGGCUCCAGCAGAGAAGGUAGAAGAAUAUAUCGACGAAGCAGGCAGGCAGGGACUUGAAGACAUGAGGAAGCUGCUAUCGGAGGGCAAGGACCUGCUCAUCCAAGACUACUCAUACUUUCGUGAAGCUACUGGCUUGAGCAACGAACAAACGUUCCAAAACGUUAUCCCGGAAAUGGACGAGAACAGAAAGCCCACUGGAAAAAUGGUCAUGCGGUAUGCUUGUGCGUCAGUUGUCGUUUUCCAGCUCGGCUCCGAUGGACGUCUUCACCCACUGGCCAUCACUGUGGAUUAUAAAGGCGGUCUAGACAAGUCCAUUACCAUCUUCAAUCGGCGACUGAGUCUUGACGAGAAGCCAGACGUUGAUGAGAAAGACGACUGGCCUUGGAGGUAUGCCAAAACGUGUGCCCAGACCGCUGAUUGGGCGAGGCAUGAGAUCGCAACUCACUUGGUCGACACGCACCUAGUGGAGGAGGCCAUUAUUGUCGCAACGAACCGAACCAUUCCUGAGAAACACCUGUUGUAUGAGGUCUUGAGCCCACAUUGGUACAGGACCCUCGCAUUGAAUUCUGCAGCCCGCAAAACCCUGGUCCCCGCUGUCAUUGCUCGAAUUUCAGGACUUGGGCCUUCGAUCAACCCGGUAACAAGCCGUGCAAUGACAAUGAUCAACUGGUCAUACAAAAAUUUCAACUUCCAGGACAAGUACAUUCCGAAUGAUCUCAAGAAACGAGGAUUUGAUCUCGAAGCGGAGACUCCGAACAAGUAUCGCAACUAUCCGUACGCCACCGACAUGCACUUACUUUGGGGUGUAAUUCGCGAAUUUGUGAAGUCCGUUCUUGGGACCAAGUACAAGUCUGAUCGGGAUGUUCAAGCUGAUCAUUGCAUUUCGGAUUGGUACAAGGAGAUCCAGACGAGUGGUCAACUCACCAGCUUCCCAACCAUCACCACUGUCGAUCAACUCAUCGAUGCUGUUACCAUGUGCAUUCAUACAGCUUCACCACAGCAUACUGCAGUAAAUUAUCUCCAGGACUAUUACUACAGCUUCGUGCCAUCCAAGCCGCCUGCCCUCUGUGCACCCUUGCCAAAGGACCUCAAGACAUUGCAGGCGUACACAGAGAAGGACCUCACCGCAGCGCUUCCUAUAGGUACCGACGGCCCAAAAUGGAAAGAUUGGCUGCUCGCCGCCCAAAUGCCCGAGCUGCUCAGUUUCAAGGUUGAGGGCGACUACAACUUGAUCACGUACGCCAAGUCAAUCUACAAUGUCAACAAGAACCGGACAAAUUCUGAAAACACAGCAUUCGCAUCUGAAGCUAUAAAGGAUGCUGCGAGAAGAUUCUAUAGCCAUUUGAAGGAGCUGCAAGAGAUCUUUAAACUUGUUUCGGCAAAUCAGACUGACGGAACGAUCGAGUACAAGGUUUUGCAACCAGAAUACACCGCUGUCUCAAUCUUGAUUUGA